Papaver somniferum (opium poppy) is the source of this 678-nucleotide messenger RNA. Its product is annotated as protein EPIDERMAL PATTERNING FACTOR 2-like. Gene Ontology annotation, biological process: guard cell differentiation; stomatal complex development. The record is from RefSeq and is a predicted model, not a curated record. The coding region runs from base 104 to 478 and encodes 124 amino acids. Lineage: Eukaryota; Viridiplantae; Streptophyta; Magnoliopsida; Ranunculales; Papaveraceae. The transcript has 3 exons.
UAUACUUUUCUAGCUGAUCAAUUUGAGUUUUUGCUCUAUUAAUGCUCUCAACUAUCUCUUGAAUUUAUCUCAAUAAACUUGGGUUUACCCAUUAAGAAGAAAAAUGAAGAACGGCAUUUCAUAUGGAUCGUAUACUGCACUUCUUGCUGCAAUAUUCUUUUCGGUUUUUGCGGUUGGUCGAAGUCUUCGUUUAACACAUGAAAUGUCGACAGCGAGCUUGAAUACUAACGGUGAAGGAGGCAGAGGAGAUCAAUCUUAUAUUAUCCCCAAGAAAUUAGGGGUCAAUAACAAGGAAGAAGUAGCAGUGGAAAUGUACCCGACCGAAGGUUCAAGUUUACCGGACUGUUCCCAUGCCUGCGGACCAUGCUUUUCAUGCACAAGGGUGAUGGUGAGCUUUCGAUGUGCCUCUACCGAGUAUUGCCCUGUUGUCUACCGUUGCAUGUGUAAAGGAAGAUACUAUCACGUCCCUUCCAACUGAUCAGUGAGAUCAAAUUAACCGACAUGUAUCGUACGAUUUGGGACACCACAGUUUUGGACUUUUGUAAUGAGAAAUAGAAGAUAAACUGAUUGAUGGACAUCGGUGGAGCGAGGCAUAAUUUGUUAAGACUUUUAGAUGGAAAAACUUAGGAUUGACGUUUCGUCAAUAUUGAUAUCACCGACACACUCUGAAUAUUCUCA